Molecule: messenger RNA, 888 nt
Organism: Psammomys obesus (fat sand rat)
Lineage: Eukaryota; Metazoa; Chordata; Mammalia; Rodentia; Muridae
Product: taste receptor type 2 member 120-like
Exons: 1
Coding region: 1-888 (295 amino acids)
Biological process (GO): sensory perception of taste; G protein-coupled receptor signaling pathway; detection of chemical stimulus involved in sensory perception of bitter taste
Cellular component (GO): membrane
Molecular function (GO): bitter taste receptor activity; G protein-coupled receptor activity
Source: RefSeq, a predicted model, not a curated record
AUGGAUUUCCUAGAAUGGAUUGUCACCAUCAUAAUUUUGACAGAAUUUCUCUUAGGAAACUGUGCCAAUGUCUUCAUACUUCUUGUGAACUCCAUCAACUCUAUCAAGAGAAGAAAGAUCUCCUCCGCUGAUAGAAUUAUAACUGCUCUUGCCAUCUUCAGAAUUGGUUUGUUGUGGGCAACAGUAAUGAACUGGUAUUCAACUGUGUUUAUUGCACAUACCUACAGUGCACAGAUAGGAGUUUUGGGUAGAAUUACCUGGGUUUUAAGCAACCAUUUUAACAAUUGGCUUGGGACCAUUCUCAGCAUUUUUUAUUUGUUUAAGAUAGCCAACUUUUCCAACCUUCUAUUUCUUCACUUAAAAAGAAAAAUCGAGAAUGUUCUUCUUGUGAUAUUUUGGGGGAGUUUUCUGUUCCUGAUUGCAUAUCUUGGAGUGGUGGACAUCAACAAGACUACUUGGAUGAGUGUUCAUGAAGGAAAUAUGACUUUGAAGAGCAAACCAAAGAAUAUCUCAAGCUUUGCAAGUAUACCUCUCUUCAGCCUGAUAAACAUAACUCCAUUUUCUAUAUCGCUGACUUGUGUUUUGCUCUUAAUCUACUCCCUAGGCAAACAUGUCAGGAAUAUGAAAUUCCAUGGAAAAGGGUGUCAAGAUCCCAGCGCCAUGGCCCACAUAAAGGCCGUGCAAACCAUGGUCUCCUUUCUCUUGCUAUUUGCCACAUACUCUGUCUGUGUAAUUGUAUCAGGUUGGAGUUUGCUUAAUGAACAAAUCUUCUUACUUUGCAUUGUAAUUGGUACCUUUUACCCAGCAGGUCAUUCUUGUAUCCUGAUUUGGGGGAACCGGAAGUUGAAACAGGCCCUUCAGUUGUUUCUGAGGCAGAUGAGAUGCUGA